UAUUUAUAUCGCACACUAAAAUGCAAUGUGUAUAUCUAGGUAACAUUAAAUCCUUUUCACACCGGCUUUUAACACGUCACUUGUCUGGUGUUAGUAUAAAUCGCUUAUAUAAACAAUCGCAAGCUACAAUCCCUUUCACUGAGAAUGAGCGCAAUACAGUAAACAAUGCAUUGCUGCGGUUAUGCAAUGAACAGAAGUGGAUAUCUACGUUAUACACCAAGGGUAUUCCCGCUUUUAUGGUCAACAGCGUCGAACUUCGUGAACGAUUUAUUGAGUAUAUAGAUAACAAUGACGAACUAAGAGUCACUAUACGCACUACUUUACUAGAAGCUCUCAACAACCUUCGUGUUACAAACUCAAGUGCCACUGAUGUCCUGGAUAGCACAUGCGAAACAUUGACUCCAUAUCUAUCGCAAUAUAUGCAAAAUGAGUUACCACGCGCCACUUUAGCAUUCCAUGGAGCUAAACAUUUAGCUGAUUUAACAAGACCUCUUGAAGGGUAUCAACCCCGAUCAUUUCGCCGUAAAGUGAUUGCGCAUCUAGGUCCACCAAACAGCGGUAAGACAUACGAAGCUCACCUGAGGUUGUUAGGGGCGAAAUCCGGUGUUUAUUGCGCUCCACUUCGUUUGCUAGCUUGGGAGAUGCAGCAGCGUCUCCAGGAUGAGGGUAUACAGUGCUCAUUGCUUACUGGGCAGGAUGUUAGUAUUACUACCAAAGACACACAUAUGGCAUGUACCGUUGAGAUGACACAGUUAAAUCGUGACUACGGGUGCGCAGUGAUUGACGAGAUGCAAAUGAUAGGCGACAGUAAUAGGGGCUUUGCAUGGACACGUGCAUUCCUGGGAUUGCGCACCCCCGAGUUACAUAUUUGCGGGAGUACAUCUUGCUAUUUACUGGCAAAGUCCUUCUGUAACAUGGCGGGAGAUUUGCUUGAGGUCAAGGAGCAUACCAGGCUUGGUACAGUGUCCAUUUUAGAUGAACCUGUUAAGAUAUCUGAUUUGUUACCUGGUGACUGUAUAGUCUGUUUUGCGAGGAACACUGCCUUAAGGAUCGCCACUGCCAUAGAGCGCCAGUGCUUCAAAAAUGACGGUUCCAAGCCAGCAUCGACUGUAGUUAUCUACGGGUCGCUACCGCCCGAGACUCGUAAGCAGCAGAUAAAUGACUUCAACAGCCGGAAGAAACAAAUACUGGUAGCCUCAGAUGUUAUUGGUAUGGGUGUUAACGUCAGGAUAAAGCGUGUAAUAUUCCAUUCACUAACGAAAUACGACGGCAGUCGAUAUCGCAUGCUGACAGCUGCUGAGGUCCAGCAGAUUGCAGGUCGUGCUGGCAGGUAUUCACUUAAUUGCGGCAACGGAUAUGUUGGUUGCACCCGUGAGGACGAUAUAGUCCAUUUAAAGCGCCUAAUGCGCAGGAAGGAGGAUCAGCUUGAGAGUGCGUAUAUAGCACCUUCCACGGAUACUCUAUCAGCUUUCAUAGACGCCGUAAGAGGUGUCACCGAUCCACCGGGUACACUGUCUGAAUGUAUCAAGAUAUACCGAUCGAUGGCCCAAUCAACUCAGAUGUUCAAGCUACUCGAUAUGAAGUCGAUAUUAAAAGUGGCUAACGCCUUGUCACAGAUUGAGUUACCCACGAGGACUAUAGUGGAAUACCUCUUUGUACCACUCGGGUCGCAACCUGCUUUACAACUUAUACUUCGUACGUUUGCCCUGAGCCACUCGGUGGUUAAUAACGUCAAGCUACGCAAUGUCAUCCACGAGGAUGCAAUGGAACUCCUGGAGAAUUGCGAGAAUUUUACUGUGCAGAAUAUAAAGGAACACAUUCGCCAGCUAGAGAUGUUGUACCAGAUACUGGAUGCUUAUGUCUGGCUGGGAUAUAAGUUUCCCGAUGUCUAUGUGGAUCACGUGGCAGCAGCAUCGGUUAAAGGCAAGAUUGCCCGGACCCUGCAUGAACGGCUAGAGCAGUCACUGGCAUCUGGUGAUAAUAUGGACGGCAUACCAGAGACUGACGACGAUGCCUUAGAAGCUGUUAUCGCAAGGCAACUGAUCAGGUCACAUUGAUGUCAAAUGAUAAUCAGCAUAUCUAAAUAAAUAUU
Babesia bovis T2Bo is the source of this 2092-nucleotide messenger RNA. Its product is annotated as Mitochondrial degradasome RNA helicase subunit C terminal family protein. Gene Ontology annotation, cellular component: mitochondrial degradosome. The record is from RefSeq and is a predicted model, not a curated record. Gene Ontology annotation, molecular function: hydrolase activity, acting on acid anhydrides; RNA helicase activity; ATP binding. The coding region runs from base 21 to 2057 and encodes 678 amino acids. NCBI's taxonomy places the organism in Eukaryota, Apicomplexa, Aconoidasida, Piroplasmida, Babesiidae. Gene Ontology annotation, biological process: RNA catabolic process; mitochondrial RNA 3'-end processing. The transcript is spliced from 3 exons.